GGACAACACAGGAUUCCAGGAGAGAGGGAGAGACACGGAGGGAAAGAGUAACAGUGAGAGAGAGAUGCCUCUUAGAAAGCCACGUCCUGUCUCUCUGGGGAGAAUUUGCGAGCAGUGAGACCGGGCUGAGGGUCAGAGACAGAAGCCUGAAGAGCCAAUGACUGUCUCCAUAAUUCUCCUCAAUGGUGCAUCAGUGCAGCGGGACGUUACUCAGCUGUGUGUGUGAGCAGGUGCAGGACAGCAGACAUGAGGACCAGAGGCUCAACUCCCCUCUGCACAGCCUUUAGACUGUAAUUCAAUCUGUGAAGAUGACAUCUGCCUCACCUCCUUCCUCUCGUAGCUCCUCUCCUCAGAAUGUGUGCCACUCCCAGACACAGACAGAUGUUUUAAAACCCUUACUGGGUGGCGGCGUAUCCGGUGCGGGCGGGACUCUGAGGAAGAGGAGACGCGUCCUGUCCAAAGAUGGACGAAGCAACGUGCGCAUCGAGCACGUCAGCGGGCGAAGUGCUCUGUACAUGCGUGACCUCUGGACAACUUUUCUGGACAUGCAGUGGCGCUACAAGUUAUUCUUGUUCACGGCUACGUUUGCAGGGACCUGGUUCCUGUUCGGGGUGCUGUGGUAUCUGUUGGCACUGGUGCACGAAGACCUACUUGAAUUCGACCCUCCAUCAAAUCACACACCCUGUGUGAUGCAGGUGCAAACCCUGACGGGGGCUUUCCUCUUCUCCCUGGAGACCCAGACCACCAUUGGUUAUGGUUUUCGAUGCAUCACUGAGGAAUGUCCAGUAGCCAUCAUCCUCCUCAUCGUCCAGCUGGUGCUCACUAUGCUGAUGGAGAUCUUCAUCACCGGUACCUUCCUAGCCAAGAUUGCACGGCCAAAGAAGCGAGGGGAGACGGUGAAGUUUAGCCAGCAUGCUGUGGUGUCGACCCACGAAGGGCGACCCUGCCUGAUGAUCCGGGUGGCCAACAUGCGCAAGAGUCUCCUGCUCGGGUGUCAGGUGACUGGAAAACUGCUCCAGACUUCUCUGACCAAGGAAGGCGAGACAGUUCGUCUGGACCAGAGGAACGUGCCCUUUGAAGUGGACAUGUCCAGCGACAGCCCCUUCCUCAUCCUGCCCCUCACCUUCUAUCACAUCAUAGAUGAAAACAGCCCGCUGAGAGCCUGGGCAGCCAAGGGUGGGGGCUGGACAGAUCCAGAGCUGGCGGACUUUGAGCUGUUGGUGAUCAUGAGUGCAACAGUUGAACCGACCUCCGCUACCUGCCAGGUGCGCACCUCCUACCUGCCGGAUGAGAUUCUGUGGGGUUAUGAGUUCCCCCCUGUCGUCUCUCUCUCUCCAUCAGGCAAAUACGUAGCGGACUUCUCCUUCUUCGACAAAGUGGCCAAGACGAAGACCACGCCCAUCUUCAAACCCUCCAGCCCCCAGCCUGGGUACCAGUGCAACGGGGGCGGGGCCGCGCCUGAGGUGUCUGAUCCGGAGAAGAUUCGCCUGGAGCAGAGCUACAGGGAGAGAGGAGAGGAACGUGGCCGAGCCAGAGACACUCCUCUCAGUGUUCGCAUCAGCAACGUGUGAACAGAUGAAACUAUUUGAAAAGACAGAGUUCAAUGUCAGAAGCAAAUGAAUGAAAACAACAUAUCACCUUUUGAAAUCAAGGUUUUUUGGUAGCAACAGAACCUGCAGAAAGGAAAACAUGAAAGACUGUGGACUGCUGUGGUCAACUUUAAGCUCGUCAUGCUGUGAUGAUACAUGUUUUACACUGGGUUGACUUUACUCAGAUUACAGCAUAACACACUGCCUAACUACAGCUACUGUAUAUUAAUACUGUAUAUUACUAACUAAGAACAGAACAGGUUGGAUUAUACAUUAGCAGAGAAAAACACAAAAUGACAGAACAGUAUGUUGAGAGGUGAGACAGGGUGAACCUUUGAAAAAACAAGAAUAAUACACUCGUGUAAUCGCUAAACAUUUAUAAAAAGUCUUGAGUUUCAUCUCUGUUUUUUAUUAUUAGUAUAAAAAACACCAAUGAGUAAUUCUGAACCGGUAAAGCAGAAAUCCCCCUGAACUCCCUGAACUCCCUGAACUCCCUAAACUCCCACAACACUGUCAUGAAAAUGUUAUGAAAAAUACAGAAAUACUUGAGAAAAUACACAAACAAAAUACCACUUGCUGUAAUAGGUUAGAUAAAGCACUUUCUGUUGAGAUGAUGGAGCACAACUGUAAUGUAAACCCAUUUCAGAUUGAAUAUUUAGUGUACAUAAUGCUCUGUAUCUGUUGAUGGUCGGGGCAUUUAUUUGUUGCUGUUAUUGACAGAGUUAGCACUUUAUAUAAGUACAUGAUGUACAUUUGCACCUUAGAAAGAUUAGCUUUGGAAUAUAUGAUUGUUAUUACGACUAAAAGCACAUACAAAUUAAAUAUCUAGAGUUUUAAAGUAGUCAGAAAAUACUUAUAUAAAUGUAAAUGCUUCCUUCCUGCUAAGCUAACUGGAAUUACAGUUUCUCUGUCUCAGUGACUUUAGAAAAACUGACAUGUGAAUGAGAUGACGUUUGAAGAUAAGGACAUCAUAAACCAACCAGCCUAACAAUGAAACCUGGUUACAACUUAAAGGGUUCAAAGUCUGAAGCCUGCAUGGGGAAGAGAGGGCAAAUAAAAAAUGAGUGUGUGUGAUAUAAACUCUCUCUGGAGGGAUUAUUUGCAGACCAUUUACAUGCACACACCUAUAACAAAUGAAAAGGGAAAACCAUCAAAAGCAUAAUAGGGCCUCUUUAAUGCGAGUUAUACAGUAAAAUGAAAAUCCAAUGUAAUUCAAAAAGGCAACCAUAUAUCCAAGGAAAGAAAUGCUUUAAAAUAAAGAAGUCAAGGAGGGAAAAAUGCUCCGGCUCUGACCUGGUUUGCUGCUCCAUCUUUAUGGUCCUCAGACUCAUCCUGCUUCAAUGCUUGUUCAGCUUCCUUCUUCCUCCUCUCUCUCCAAACACAUCCCUCUUCCUUCUUUCCCAAGGCCACGCCCCCUUCCACCCAGUGGCAGACAGGUUGUUGUAGGUUGCAAAUGUGACUGUCAGCAUUGUAAGCUUGCCUUUCCCUGGGAUUUAUGAUUUACUAACUUUAUCAAACUAAUAGGGAACACUUUUUCGUAGCCCUUUUACAUUUUUCAGAGGUGAGUGCAGAGAAUGUGAAAGUUAUGUUGUAUGUGAGUCUGUGACUGAAAAUGAUUUUAUUCUGAUGGGAAUGUGUGCCAUUAAUGAGGAUGAAUAUUAUGACUAUGUUGGAAAUUGAAUGUAAAUGUUAAAUUGUAUUGAAUUAACAUCGAGCCCUGGAAUGUAAAUAGUGUUUAAGAGAGAGGAAAAUAGAUGAACCUCUAAAAAAAGUGCUUUAAUAAAGCUGGUUAUGUGUUUUAAAGGCAAAGUCGAAUCAUGUCAUGGAAAGCAAAUAUGGACACAGGCGGAUUUCAAAGAAAUUAGCAAUAAAGCUUUGCUGAGAGGAAACUGACAAAACGCUGUGACUUUCUGCAUACAGGACAGCAGAAAGCUUACACACCUUCCGGCGCAGACUGAAAACUCAUCUCUUUCGACUCCACCUCGAGCAAUAGAAUUAUUAACAAAGCACUUAUAUACUAAUAAAGGACUGGCUUAUCUAAAGCCAGUUGAGUAGCACUUGAAAUGUUUGGCUCUAUGAAACCUGAUGUACUUAUAUGAUUCUGUUUUCUUCAAGGUUGUGUCUUCCUGGUCGAACGUACUUAUUGUAAGUCGCUUUGGAUAAAAGCGUCAGCUAAAUGCAAUGUAAUGUAAUACAGCACAUUUGCAGAAUGAAGUUGUU
Messenger RNA from Gymnodraco acuticeps, 3809 nucleotides. RefSeq names its product ATP-sensitive inward rectifier potassium channel 10-like. The transcript has 6 exons. The coding region runs from base 309 to 1571 and encodes 420 amino acids. NCBI's taxonomy places the organism in Eukaryota, Metazoa, Chordata, Actinopteri, Perciformes, Bathydraconidae. Gene Ontology annotation, cellular component: plasma membrane. Gene Ontology annotation, molecular function: inward rectifier potassium channel activity. The record is from RefSeq and is a predicted model, not a curated record. Gene Ontology annotation, biological process: potassium ion import across plasma membrane; regulation of monoatomic ion transmembrane transport.